UUCAUUAAACACAAGCAAAUAUAAUAAAUAUGAGUAAUAUAUUAACAGAAAAUGAUAAAACAAACUCAAACUUAAUUACCACGGAUUCUAAUUCAUCUCCAAUAUGUCGGGCUUGUUUAGCUGACAAAAACCUACAAAGUUUAUUCAUCGAACAAAAACAAUUAUCAGAAAAUGAGAAUUUAAUUCUAAAAAUGUUUGUCUCCUGUACAGCUCUCGAAGUGUCCCCAGACGACGAGUACCCCAAAUACAUCUGUGAUUUGUGUCUUCGAGACUUGUACAAGGCCUACGAGUUUUGGACGAAGUGUCGAAACUCUUUACAAGAAUUGGAUAAACUCAAAGAUAAAAUACAAAGUGUUUAUAUUAAAAACGAAAAUGAUGACUUGGAUGUCAAAUCAGAAUGUUUUGAUACUGAUAACUUUGAAACAGAAGUCGAAAUCAAGCCUAGAAAACGCUCCAAGAGUAAAAAGACUAAGAAGAGUAAAGUGAAAGCAAUAGAUCCUGUAAGUUUUUUAAAACAAGAAGCUACUUUUGAAGACAACGAGAUAAACUUAAACACCAACAUCGAUAGUGAUUCUACAAACAAUACAUACAGUUGUACUGUAUGCCCCAAAAAAUAUAAAACUUCCCACGACUUAGACACACACAUGAAAAAGCAUUCUGCACCUUCAGACAACCCGAUCCAUCUAUGCCAGUUGUGUGGUUCCAUCUUAUCCUCAAGCCGUACUUUGCUGGAGCACCUCGAAUCCCACUCUGAUGAAAGAAAGUACGACUGCAAAAUCUGUGGCAAGUCUUAUAAAACACGUAAAACCCUACACGCACACACACUCAUCCACGCAGUGGACAAAAAACACACCUGUGAACACUGCGGUCAAAAAUUCAGAGUCAACCAUUCUCUACGGUGUCACAUUAAACGCUGUCACUCCAACGUACGCCCUUAUGUCUGUUCAAUAUGCUCCAAAGCCUUCAAGUUCUCUUACAAACUCACUGUCCAUGUCCGCCAGCACACCGGGGAGAAGCCCUACACUUGCAAAGAGUGCAACAGCGCUUUUGUAUGUGGCAGUAGACUGAAGAUGCAUAUGCUGAAACAUACGGGUGUCAGGAAUUAUGCUUGUGCAGUUUGUGAUAAGAAGUUUCUGCAGCCCCAACAUUUGAAGACUCAUAUGAUUACGCAUACAGGGGAGUGUAAACAUAAAUGUGGGGUUUGCGGGAAGGCUUUUAAGUACUCGCAGAUGCUGAAGAGCCAUUUGAAAGUACACGAGGGAGAGAAGAUAGAUGAUGGAGAAGUGGGAGUUGUUAAAGAGUAG
Messenger RNA from Ctenocephalides felis (cat flea), 1304 nucleotides. Its product is annotated as zinc finger protein 626-like. The record is from RefSeq and is a predicted model, not a curated record. Gene Ontology annotation, molecular function: RNA polymerase II cis-regulatory region sequence-specific DNA binding; DNA-binding transcription factor activity; zinc ion binding. Gene Ontology annotation, cellular component: nucleus. Bases 30 to 1304 code for a protein of 424 amino acids. Gene Ontology annotation, biological process: regulation of transcription by RNA polymerase II. Lineage: Eukaryota; Metazoa; Arthropoda; Insecta; Siphonaptera; Pulicidae. The transcript has a single exon.